AUGUCGAACGCAAAUGUGGGAAACAUCUACAACACGAUCAUCCAAGAUGUGAUGGAGGCAUCGCGGGUUGAUUUCGAGGAAGGCGGCAUUGAGGAGAGCGUCCUAGAGGAACUUAAGAAGGGCUGGCAGAAGAGACUCACUCAACAGCAACUAGCGGUGUUCCCGUGGGAUCCUAAGCCUGAGCCCAUACCCACCCCUGCUGCUAGUGCUCCAGCGCCCCAGCUGGUCCCUGUACAGGUACAGACCCCUACCCAGGCUCCUCACAAUGGAGCUGCCUAUAGCCAGCCGCAGCAGCCUGCUGCCCUUGGACUCACCAUGCCGAUGCCUGGCGGCCACCCCACGGGCAAUACUUACAUCAAGUCUGAGCCUGGUGUGAAGAUCGAGCCUGGCCUGGAAGGAACACCUGCAAUGUCCCAGGGUGCCGGACAGGCCAUCGCCCAGGAGCGUGUCAUCGCUCAGCUACAGAACCAAUAUGGCGAACGAGCUGCCGCGUCGAUCAACAAGGUGAGAAGGCAGCCCGUGAACGCCACUCAACAGCAAGGCCAGCAGAGACCUGUGAACCAGUCGAUGCCCCAGCAGUACCCUGGGCAGUACCAAGGCAGUCCGCCCCAGCAGAACAGACAAGCCAUGUACCCCACCCCCCAACAGCAACAGCAGCAACAGAUACAGCAGCAACAGCAGCAGCAGCGUCCCCAGAUGGCGAACGGACAGCGACCGCCGCCUUCGCAGCAAGACGGCGCUGGAGAUGCGGAUGGUCACGUCGGUGUGCUUUACCGCCAGGGCGCGGCUGGCGAGAAUACCGAGAUGGGCCGCAUCGAGAUAGACCAGCUUCUCCAUGCGCAAAUUGCGGCUCGGGCAAAGGCCAUGGAGGGCGGUGGGGUUAUGGUGCCCCUCAAAAAACGUUCUUGCAAGAACAAGGCCGUCUCUCAUCACAGCAAGCCUGCCGGCAGUGGCGGUCCCUCUCGAUUUGACGGGCUGGAUGAUGAUCUCAAGGAGGAAGAGGAAGACGAGGAUGCUAUCAAUUCGGACCUGGAUGACCCCGAAGACAACUACGAGGAAGAUGACGAGGACGAUGAUGCUGGCGAAAUCAUGCUUUGCAUGUAUGACAAGGUGCAACGGGUCAAGAACAAGUGGAAGUGCGUCCUCAAGGAUGGAGUUCUCAACGUCAAUGGAAAGGACUACGUCUUCCACAAGGCUACCGGCGAAUACGAAUGGUAG
Messenger RNA from Anthostomella pinea, 1218 nucleotides. The record is from the annotation of a GenBank genome assembly. Lineage: Eukaryota; Fungi; Ascomycota; Sordariomycetes; Xylariales; Xylariaceae.